AUGCCGUGGCUCGAGAUGUGGCUGCCUCCCGCGGCCGGCGAGGGGGCGGUGGCGGCGGGGCUGUUCCUCGACGGCGCCGACGCGGCGGCGCACGGCGCGCUUCUCGCGGCCAUGCCCGGAUGCUCCCUGUCGUUCGGGCCCCGGCACCGGCGCCUCCGGGGCGCGCAGCCCCCGGGGUUCCUGUCGCUGACGAUGUCGGUGAAGGGGGGCAGGGGGUUCGUGCCGGCCCCGGUGGGGUUGCUCGCCAGCACGGAGGAGAAGGCCGGGGCGGAGGAGUCGGACGCGCUCGUCGCGGGGAAGAGGGCGGUGGAAGUUGCUGCGGAGGCGGAGGGAGUGAUUCUGCUGCAGGAGAAGGAAAAGGAGAAGGACUAUCGUGCUGGAGCUGGCGCGAUGAACAUGACCAAGCAUCUCUGGGCUGGAGCCGUUGCUGCCAUGGUCUCGAGAACAGUUGUUGCUCCUCUUGAGAGGCUAAAGUUGGAGUAUAUAGUUCGUGGUGAGCAGAGGAAUCUAUUUGAGCUUAUGCAUGCUAUUGCAACAACACAAGGGUUGAAAGGCUUUUGGAAAGGGAACUUUGUCAACAUCCUCCGCACUGCUCCAUUCAAGGCAGUCAACUUCUAUGCAUAUGACAGUUACAGAAAGCAACUGCUCAAAUGGUCUGGUAACGAAGAGACUACGAACUUUGAGAGAUUUAUUGCUGGUGCUUUCGCUGGUGUUACAGCAACGAUUAUGUGCAUACCUAUGGAUACAAUCAGGACAAGGAUGGUAGCUCCUGGCGGUGAAACUUUAGGUGGGGUCAUUGGUGUUGCCCGCCACAUGAUCCAAACUGAAGGAUUCUUCUCGCUGAAAGAAAAGGAUAUCAAUGAUGAAGCAACAAAACAAGAGGCAAAUGCAUUGGAUCAACUUGAAUUGGGUACUGUGAGGACCUUACUCUAUGGGGCCAUUGCUGGUUGCUGUGCUGAAGCAGCUACAUACCCGUUUGAAGUGGUCCGUAGGCAGCUACAGAUGCAAGUAAAAGCAAACAGAUUGAAUGCAUUUGCAACAUGCCUUAAGAUUGUUGAUCAAGGUGGGGUACCAGCACUGUAUGCCGGUCUGAUCCCCAGCUUGUUACAGGUUCUACCAUCGGCAUCGAUCAGCUAUUUUGUUUAUGAGUUAACGAAGAUAGUCCUGAAAGUGGAGUGA
Messenger RNA from Miscanthus lutarioriparius, 1179 nucleotides. The record is from the annotation of a GenBank genome assembly. NCBI's taxonomy places the organism in Eukaryota, Viridiplantae, Streptophyta, Magnoliopsida, Poales, Poaceae.